AAAUCGCUCGAUGGAGCGAUGAAUGAUGGAUCCGUUCCUUCCUUCUCCAAACCAGCGAAGUAAACAGGGCGGAGAGCUCUUUAAAAUCCAUGAGCAAAAAUAGCUGAAGGGCCCAACUCGAAUUUUCCGACCCUUUUCCUUUCGCUGACUCGUUCAUUUCUUCCGAUGCCAUCCAUCUCGGCGGUGGCCAUCUUUUCCCGAUUCGAUCCGGCGAUCCUCCUCCCUCAUCUUCUCCUCCCAAUGUCUCCUCCGAUCUGAUCCCAUCGCCAUGACCUCCUUCCAGCCUCUCGGCGGGACCUCCCGCUCCGGCCGCGUCCUCGGCCCCGCCCUCGACAAGAUCAUCAAGAACGCCGCCUGGCGCAAGCACGCCAACCUCGUCGCUGUCUGCAAGUCCGCCCUAGAUCGCCUAGACUCCCUCCCCGACUCCCCCGACCCCUCCUUCCUCCUCGGCAUCCCUCCUUCCGACGCCGACUCUGUCCUCCACCCCCUCGUCCUCGCCAUUGACUCCGCCUACCCCAAGGUCGCCGAUACCGCCCUCGAGUGCGCCCAGAAGCUCUUCUCGCACGGUCUCUUCCGCGGCGACAUCAACCUCCCAGCCGACGGCGACGAUGCCCCCGGCUCCUCCGCCGCUCGACUCCUCGCUUCAGUCUGCAGCUGCGGAGGGAUCGGCGAUGAGGCCCUCGAACUCGCGAUGCUCAGGGUCCUUAUUGCUUCCGCCCGCUCACCCUUCGUGCUGAUCCGCGACGAAUGCUUGGCCCAGAUCAUCCGGAGCUGCUACAAUGUGUACCUUGGCAGCCAGAGCGGAGCCAAUCAGUUGUGUGCCAAGUUGGUACUGGCUCAGAUCGUCGUUAUCGUUUUUGCUAGGACGGAGGCUGAUUCCACGGAUGUCAGGAUCCGAAUAGUCUCCAUUGCCGACAUGAUGGAUCUCUCUGAUAGGAACUUGAAUGAUUCAACUCUGGUGCAGUCUGCGCAGAAUUUUAUUAAUGAGGUAAUGGCGGGAAGCGAUGCAGACCCUCUGCCUUCUAAAUCAAACAAGGAGGAGGGUUUGAUGCCGCCGGAUUCAGAGGAAGAAGCUGCUGCAAAUGGCGGUGGACUGAGCAAGAUCAGAGAGGAUGGAUUGUUUCUUUUCAGAAACUUGUGCAAGCUCUCAAUGAAGUUCUCGGCACAAGAGAAUCCUGAGGACCCUCUCUUGAUGAGGGGGAAGGUUUUGUCACUGGAGCUUCUAAAGAUAGGAAUAGAAAAUGCUGGGCCUCUUUGGCGGGCAAAUGAGAGGUUUCUUGGAGCAAUCAAACAAUACCUUUGCUUAUCGUUAUUGAAGAACAGUGCCCUAUCAAUGAUGACUAUUUUUCAGCUUCUUUGCUCUAUUUUUAUGGGUUUAAUGUCGAAAUUUAGAUCAGGGCUGAAGGAGGAAGUUGGAGUUUUCUUUCCAAUGCUUGUCCUGCGAAUCGUUGAGAAUGUUCUUCAGCCUAGCUUUUUGCAGAAAAUGACAGUUCUCAACCUAUUGGAAAAGAUCUGCCAGGACCCACAGGUUAUGGUUGACAUUUUUGUGAACUAUGAUUGUGAUGUGAAUGCGCCAAAUAUUUUUGAAAGGGUUGUUAAUGGUCUGCUAAAGACUGCUCUAGGUGUUCCCCCCGGGUCAGUGACAUCACUAUCCCCAGCUCAGGAUACCACAUUACAGAUUGAAUCAGUGAAGUGCCUCAAUUGUAUCAUUAAGUCAAUGGGUGUGUGGAUGGACCAGCAGCUGAAAUUGGGUGAUUUUGCUCCAGAGAGACAUAUAAAUAAGCAUUCUUCAGAUAACCUUGCCUCUUUGAAUGGUGAAGAAGGAGGUGUGACUGACUAUGAUCUGCAUUUGGAUGCAAACCAUGAGUUCUCUGAUGCUGCUUCAUUGGAACAACGCAGGGCAUAUAAGUUGGAGUUUCAGAAAGGUGUUGCAUUGUUUAAUAAAAAACCUUCAAAGGGUAUUGAUUUUCUAAUCAAAACCAAGAAAAUAGGUGCAUCUCCAGAAGAAGUAGCUUCGUUCUUGAAGAAUGCUUCUGGCCUAAAUGCAGCUAUGAUCGGAGACUACUUGGGUGAAAGGGAAGAGUUCCCUCUGAAAGUCAUGCAUGCUUAUGUUGACUCAAUAAAUUUUGAGAAUAUGAAUUUUGGCGAAGCUAUUAGGUUCUUCUUAAGAGGUUUUAGAUUGCCUGGAGAAGCACAGAAGAUUGAUCGCAUAAUGGAAAAGUUUGCAGAACGAUACUGUAAAUGCAGCCCAAGUUCUUUCACCAGUGCAGAUACAGCAUAUGUUCUUGCUUAUUCUGUGAUUAUGUUGAACACUGAUGCACACAACAGCAUGGUUAAAGAUAAGAUGUCAAAAGCUGAGUUUAUUCGCAACAAUCGAGGAAUAAAUGAUGGAAAGGAUUUACCAGAAGAAUACCUUGGUUCUUUGUAUGAUCAAAUUGUGAAAAGUGAAAUAAAAAUCAGUGCUGAUGUUUCUGCUCCACAAAAUAAACAGACGAGCAGCAUCAACAAGCUUUUGGGGUUUGACAACAUUUUCAAUUUGGUCAAUUGGAAACAAUAUGAAGAGAAGGCAUUAGGUGCAAGUGAUCAACUAAUUAAGCACAUCCAAGGGCAAUUUAGAGCAAAGACUGGAAAAUCAGAGUCUAUGUUCUAUACUGUCACGGAUACUGCAAUCCUAAGAUUUAUGAUGGAGGCUUGUUGGGCUCCCAUGAUGGCUGCUUUCAGUAUGACACUUGACCAAAGUGAUGACAAGUCUGCCACAGCACAGUGUUUACAAGGUUUCCGAUAUGCAGUUCAUGUCACUUCAGUGAUGCUUAUGCAGACACAAAGAGAUGCUUUUGUUACAUCUGUUGCCAAAUUCACAUACCUUCAUUGUGCUGCUGAUAUGAAGCAGAAGAAUGUUGAUGCUGUUAAGGCUAUAAUAUCAAUUGCCAUUGAAGAUGGUAACUAUCUGCAAGAAUCCUGGGAUCAUAUAUUUACAUGUCUUUCACGGUUCGAGCAUUUACAGCUGCUAGGAGAGGGUGCACCACCUGAUGCUUCAUUUUUUGUAGCACCACUUAAUGAAGCAGAAGACAGAGCACAGAAAACAACAUUCGUGAAGAAGAAAGGAAAUGCUCUUCAAAAUCCAGCAGUCAUGGCAGUGGUUCGAGGGGGUUCUUAUGAUAGUGCAUCUAUGGGAAAUACGGCUUCAGCUUUAGUUACUCCAGAUCAGAUUAAUAACUUUAUUUCCAAUUUAAAUCUGUUGGACCAGAUUGGUACUUUUGAGUUAAACCAUAUAUUUGCUCAUAGCCAAAGAUUGAAUAGUGAUGCAAUUGUAGCUUUUGUAAGGGCCCUGUGCAAGGUUUCUAUGACAGAACUGCAAUCUCCGACUGAUCCACGUGUUUUCAGCCUCACAAAAAUAGUUGAAAUAGCACAUUACAAUAUGAAUCGAAUCCGAUUGGUUUGGUCCUGCAUCUGGAAUGUUCUUUCUGAAUUUUUUGUUUCAGUUGGAUUAUCAGAAAAUCUCUCGGUUGCAAUCUUUGUAAUGGAUGCAUUAAGGCAAUUGGCUAUGAAAUUCUUGGAGCGUGAAGAGCUUGCUAAUUAUAAUUUCCAGAAUGAAUUCUUGAAACCUUUUGUGGUUGUCAUGCAGAAAAGUGAUUCGGCUGAAAUUCGUGAGCUCAUUGUUCGAUGUGUUUCUCAGAUGGUUUUGAGUCGUGUUAAUCAUGUGAAGUCAGGGUGGAAAAGUGUUUUCUUGGUUUUCACAACUGCUGCCUCAGAUGUACGUAAGAGUAUCGUGCUGUUAGCUUUUGAGACAAUAGAGAAAAUAGUUCGAGAUUAUUUUCCUUACAUUACUGAGACAGAGACCACAACAUUCACUGACUGUGUUAAGUGCUUGAUUGCAUUUACAAAUAGCAGAUUCAAUAAUGAUGCAAGCCUCAAUGCUAUUGCAUUCCUCCGAUUCUGUGCUGUUAAACUGGCAGAAGGUGGUCUUGUCUGCUACGACAACAAUUCUGAGGGUCAUUUAGGAAAUGGGGAUGGUUCGGAUGGCAAUUUGACUGAAAAAGAUGAUCAUGCUUUCUUUUGGUUUCCUUUACUAGAAGGUUUAUCCAAGCUGACGUCUGAUACUCGGCCAGCUAUCAGAAAAGGUGCUCUAGAAGUACUCUUCAAUAUUCUGAAGGACCAUGGCCACCUCUUUACUGACACGUUCUGGAUUAAUAUCCUGAAAUCUGUGAUUUACCCCAUUUUUAGCAAUACACAGAAUAUAACUGUUGGUCAAGUUCUACUGGUUCAUGAUCCUCAGUUUCCAAAUGAUGAUUCUACCAAAUCUGAAACAGAUACUUUGGCAGCAAAAUGCUUAGUCGACCUGUUUGUCAGAUUUUUCAAUGUUGUGCGCUCACAACUUGGGAGUGUUGUAUGUAUUGUUACAAGUUUUGUUAGCAGUCCCUACAAGCAUUAUGCUAAUACAGGAAUGGCUGCCCUACUCCAUUUGACUGCCCAUCUGGGAAGCAAGCUAUCAAAAGAAGAAUGGAAAGAUAUUUUGGUACCCUUAAAAAAGUCAGUUGCUUCAAUGCUGCCUGUUUUUUCUAGCAUCAUAAGAAUCAUGCAAGACAUUGAAAUUCCGGAUAGUGUGGAUCAAUAUUCUGAUCACGAAUACAUUAACGAGGAUGAGGAAGAGGCUAAUAUGGAAACAGCCUCGUAUGCAAUUGUCAGAAUGAAGAACCACAUAAGUGUUCAGCUCCAGAUUGUACAGGUUGUAAAGAAGCUUUAUGAAGUUCAUCGAAAGUGCUUUUCAGCUGCUCAUGUUAGCAUCCUACUGGACGUACUUACAUCCAUUGCUUCGCAUUCAAGCGAAGUAAGCAGUGAAACCAUCGUCCAACAGAAGCUGCAAAAAGCAUGCUCCCUGUUGGAGAUUCCCGGUCCACCAGUCAUUCAUUUCGAGAACGAGUCUUAUGAGAACCUGCUCAAAUUCUUGCAAACUAUACUUGCUGAAGAUCCUGCUCUGUCAAACGAACUGAAAAUAGAAUCACUCGUGGUGUUCGUUUGCCAAAAAAUAUUCAAGAUCUACUUGAACUGUGCGGGACAACAACAGAACGAUGAGACUUCAGAUGCUGGUCCAACAGCUCACUCUACACUCCCUUUGGGCACUGCUAAGAAAGAGGAACUGGCUGCACGGACAUCGCUACUUGUCUCGGCCUUGCAAGUCUUACGUAGCUUGAGGCAGGAUUCAUUCCGAAGGAACUUACGCAUUGUUUUUCCGUCCUUAGUUAGCCUUGUAAGUUGCGAACAUCACUCCAACGAAGUGCUGGAUGAGCUACAUGAUAUUUUUCAAUCCUCUAUAGGACCACUGCUAAUGAACAUGUGAUGUACACAUAAUUAUCUCAUUUUUUUUAAAAUAGUCUUUAAUUAUUUUUUGCUGCUUCAGCCUGUGUGAAGAUAUAGCCAUUGUUUAUGCCACACUGUUCAUAAACAACUUAUAGCGUCAUAGCUUUUUUUGCCAUCUUUUAAAUAUGAACUGUGAUGUAUUCUAACAUCAUUUUUCUUAUUGCAAUUGCCAAAUGGAGGUGUUAAUGAUU
Zingiber officinale is the source of this 5549-nucleotide messenger RNA. RefSeq names its product brefeldin A-inhibited guanine nucleotide-exchange protein 1-like. Gene Ontology annotation, biological process: regulation of ARF protein signal transduction. The coding region runs from base 269 to 5338 and encodes 1689 amino acids. Gene Ontology annotation, cellular component: trans-Golgi network. The transcript has 11 exons. NCBI's taxonomy places the organism in Eukaryota, Viridiplantae, Streptophyta, Magnoliopsida, Zingiberales, Zingiberaceae. The record is from RefSeq and is a predicted model, not a curated record. Gene Ontology annotation, molecular function: guanyl-nucleotide exchange factor activity.